Stomoxys calcitrans (stable fly) is the source of this 732-nucleotide messenger RNA. RefSeq lists its product as uncharacterized. Bases 1 to 732 code for a protein of 243 amino acids. NCBI's taxonomy places the organism in Eukaryota, Metazoa, Arthropoda, Insecta, Diptera, Muscidae. The record is from RefSeq and is a predicted model, not a curated record. The transcript is spliced from 4 exons.
AUGUCCGCCUAUAACGACGAGCGCUUGGAUUCAAAUCUCACCGCGAACAUCAUAAAAAUUUCAGCUGUGGUUAUCCCCUUGCUAAUGCUGCCUUCAUUUGCAAGGUAUCCUGCUACAUGCAAGGAAUUCCACAAAAUUAUUCUGUGUGUUCCCAAGAAACAGAUGGCUAAAAUAGAAAUUGGCAAAUUUAAGAAGAUUUUAAUCUUCUUAGUAUUUUUUUUGGCUAUUACAAAUAUUUCCAGUUCUCAAAAGAAGAAAUUCCUUCAAAUCCAAAAAGUCUCAAUGGAAUAUAACAAGGAAUAUAUUUGGAAUUACACCCUUAGACUAUACAAUGACAACACUACAGCUGAUCUUGAAGUGUUCAUGCCGAAAACACUUACAAAACCUUUGUGGUUCAAGUUAAUGAUCGAAAUGAAAAUGCGGCAAAGAGAUGAUUACAACCAAAUCAUGUCAUAUGAAUUUAAUGUCUGUGAUGCAAUGACUCAAGCAACUCAACCGCUACUCAAGACAUGGAUAGAUAAUGUUGCAAAAUAUGGAAAUUUACCAAGUAGUUGUCCUUUCAAAGAGGGCAUAUAUUAUGUGCGCAAUUUCAAAUUUGAUCGAAACAGUCUUCCACAAUUUUUGUUAAAAGCUUUUUAUGGCAUCCACGGUUUGGGCUAUUUUCGUCAAUCUGAUGGCAGUAAGAAUAUUUUGUAUAAUGUCUCUGCGUUUGUUUCUUUAAAAACCAAAUAA